Messenger RNA from Acanthosepion pharaonis, 744 nucleotides. Lineage: Eukaryota; Metazoa; Mollusca; Cephalopoda; Sepiida; Sepiidae. The record is from the annotation of a GenBank genome assembly.
AUGACAUCGGCUCAAAUUAGUUUUGUGAGACACAAUCAUCACCGCCCUGUUCGUUGUCUUCUCUUACCAUUAGUCACCAGCCCGUGGCCAAUAGUCCCUCUUCUUAGUCUGAAACUGCUACAAGUUUCCCGCCUUUUGCAAGCAUCGGUGAAUAGUAUUUUCUUUCUUUCUGCUUAUAUCUAUCUAUCUAUCUAUCUAUCUAUUCUUAUUGUUAUUUUUCGUUUUUCUUUUUACUUCGCCUCCCCUUUUCAAUUUUUGUCUUUCUUUUCCCUUACACCUUCAUCCUUAUCAUCUUCUUUCUCAUCUUUUUUCUUCAUCUCGGUCGCCCUAUUCACGUCUUCAUUGUUUCUUUUUCUUCUUCGCGUUUUUUCUUCGCGUUCUCUCCUUCCCCUCCCAUUCUGUUUUUCUUCUUUUUCUCUUUCUAUUCCUUCUUUUAUUUUACAUCCGCCUUCUUCUUCUUCUUCUUGUUUUUUUGUUGUUGUUAUUCUUGUUUACAUUUGGCCUUUCUUUAAUUUUCCCAUAUCUUUUAAAAGUGAUGAAGGAGGAGAUGGAGGAGGAGAAUGUGAUGUAUCAGCUCGAGAAGAGGUCCACCCUAUCCCCCUCCGCCGCGACCGAAACCACCUCUCCAACCACCCCCGUACCGAAGCUGUAUACCGUCUCACCCCAUUGCCAAACUCCUGUUUGCUAAAGCCCAUACACAACGCACGCAAGAACCUGCCCCCGCUUCCCACCCUGCAAAUCUAA